This is a messenger RNA of Jaminaea rosea, 1652 nucleotides long. RefSeq lists its product as hypothetical. The coding region runs from base 308 to 1540 and encodes 410 amino acids. Gene Ontology annotation, biological process: regulation of transcription by RNA polymerase II; cell differentiation. The record is from RefSeq and is a predicted model, not a curated record. The transcript is spliced from 2 exons. NCBI's taxonomy places the organism in Eukaryota, Fungi, Basidiomycota, Exobasidiomycetes, Microstromatales. Gene Ontology annotation, molecular function: RNA polymerase II cis-regulatory region sequence-specific DNA binding.
UUCAAAUCUCGAGAGAGCAAAGAGCAAUCGUCGCGAGCGUCAUCGCACCGCGUCAGACGUCGCGUGUGACCGCUCCCCGCCGCCCACAUUCGAGCAGCGUAAUCAACUGCUCAGGCACGCCCGCCUUUGUCGACGACAACGAGCAACGACGACGACCAAUUCCUCCCUUUGUCGCUGCGUGCCGCUAUUCCAUCCUCAUCAAGGGAGUCAUUCCCACCUCAUUUCGGUCGCGCCUACUUCAGAGAGCGAUUGAAUAUACCACCAAUAUCCGACGUGAUUCGCCAGCCCAAAGACAGCUUCUCCCCCUAUGACGAUGCUCUUUGAAUCGCCCGCAACUUCGACACGAAUUGGCGGCUAUUCAGACUUGUUCAUGCGUCCAGCGACUAGCGGCGGCGACCCCGCUGCGUACCAUCAGCACCAGCAGCACCAGCACGAGUGGCCGACAGACCCUCAACAGCAACCUCAGCAGCAGCAACACCAGAGCGACCAACCUCAUCAUCAUCAGCAACAGCAACAGCAGCAGAGCCUCGAUCAGACGGGCCUCUACGGCCACACGCCUCGCGCUUCGAUGGAUCAGGCGCAGCGCCCUCCCUCGACAGCCGACUCAGCGGGGCGUCGUCCGGGUACAGCCGGACCCUCGUACGACUCUCAGCUGGGCGAGCAGCUCGUCGCUGCUGGCGGUGUCAAAGCCGAGUCAUCCACAACGACAACGCCGAGUUGGGCUCAUCAGCCUCCGCCGCAGCAAAGCGGCUUCCCCACUAUGGGGUCUGGCGCUGGCCCCGGCCUCGUCGGCAGCGGCGGGUUUGGCUCCGUGGACUUCUACCAAGCCCGGCCCAUGUCGGCAGAAGGUUUGCCUUCGCACUACGGAGGACGAGGGCAAGGAGGCAGCAGCUUCCCCAGUGGUGGCGGCGUUGGAGCAACGGCAGGAGGAGGUCAUGCGGAUGCGAGCUCUACUGUAGCAGCAGCAACAGCAGCAGCAGCCAUGUACGGGGGUGUUGGGUCGACGGGAGCGGCCGGGGGUUACCACUACCGUCCUAUGUCGUCGUCGUCGUCGGCUUCGUCACCUACAAUGGCUGCUCAGACGUACGGCUACCCACCACUCGGCUACGGAGGGCCGGCAUCUGCUCUCUCUGCUGGAAGCAGCCACCUUAUGGCGGCAGGCCCCGGCGGCGGCGGCGGAGGCGGGCCCUCGCUAUCGUCAGGCACAGCAAUGUAUGCUUCCUAUCCAUCACAACAGCACAGCACAUUCGGGCACCCCGGUGGGCCUAGCAGUUAUCCAGCAACACAACACGGCUUUGGUCAUCACCCUCAUCACCAUUCGAUGUAUGAUCAUGGCAUGAAUCGUCCAGUGCCCUACAGUCCUUUUGAGGUCAAACAUCGUCGCAGAACAACCAAGGCGCAGUUCACGGUGCUGGAGAAUGCAUUUGCCAACACGCCCAAGCCCACCGCCGAAGCCCGCAAGCAAAUCAGUGAACAGAUUGGCAUGGACUCCCGCAGCGUUCAGGCGAGUACGGGAGACGAGUCGCCGGACUUGACUUGAAGCGACGCUGACCUCAAGCAUCCACUUCUCGCCCGCAGAUCUGGUUUCAGAACCGGCGGGCAAAGGCCAAGACAGCUCUGAAGAAGGCACAGCAAGCAGCAGACCAAGCCAG